AUGGCCGCGCAGAUGCUCCGCCGGUGGAAGAGCUUCUACGGCGCCUUCGACUCCGUGGACGCCGCCAUCGAGGCCGCCGACCCAGACCAAUAUUCACGCCACGUGUUCCAGCGCGCGAGGGGUGACCUGUUGGAAGGGCUCGGCAACGCCGCCGACGAGGACCAGGCGGAGCGUAUCUGCGGGAUUCUCGACGACCUCAUGGCAGAGUCUCUCGAGACGCUCAGGGUGGUUCCAUCAACGCCGGGGGUGCCCAUCCCCACGGAACUCGCCGAGUCUGUGCGUGCGCUGCGGGAGCACGACUCGGAGCGCGUCCGCCUCCUCGCGCGCGGCAUCGUCAGCGGGUAA
Triticum turgidum subsp. durum (durum wheat) is the source of this 345-nucleotide messenger RNA. The record is from the annotation of a GenBank genome assembly. NCBI's taxonomy places the organism in Eukaryota, Viridiplantae, Streptophyta, Magnoliopsida, Poales, Poaceae.